Salvia hispanica is the source of this 948-nucleotide messenger RNA. The record is from RefSeq and is a predicted model, not a curated record. NCBI's taxonomy places the organism in Eukaryota, Viridiplantae, Streptophyta, Magnoliopsida, Lamiales, Lamiaceae.
GAGAGGAUGGAUGGGAGAAGCAUAAGGAGUUCAAUGGAAAGCUUGAAAGCAAAAUCGAAGCAAGCUUCAGUUUUGUGGGCGGAGGGUUUCAGAGAGGCUUGCUGUCUUCACCGCGUCGUCAUAUACUGUCUCAGGUCAAGGGAGAUCGCCAUCCGUACUGGACAGUGUUUCCUCUUGAAUGGCUUUAUUUUCUUGGGAAGUAUACUUGUUCUGAGAUCUGUCGUCAUUCCCACACUACAAUGGGUGUUACCUGAUGUAUGCCUGCUGAGUACAUCUCCAGAACUAUGUCCAUUUGGGGGUAUAUCCAGAUUCUAUUCCUUCUUACAACAUGGAUUGAUUCAACUCGUCUAUGUGUUCUGGUUCUACCCAAUGUAUAUAUCCAGCUUUAUCCUAAACACACUCUGGUACAAUGAUAUUGCAAAGUAUGGCUUUUUUGCCAUUGAGAAGCAUGGGACUUCUAGUUCAGAAUCAUUUACUGAAAAGGAUAUGUCUGCCAGUGAUAAGGCUACUGACUUUGAGGGUUUAAUGAUUGAGGUAUUUGAACAAGUAUAUUCAGUUCUCCUGUUGAGUUUCUUCUUCUUGGAGGUUUAUGUCACUGGAUUCAUACCAUUCAUCGGAACACUAAACCUAUUGCUUCUUUCGUGGAUGUAUGCCUAUUAUUGUUUUGAGUACAAAUGGAAUUAUUCUGGUUUGAGUUUGGAUAAAAGGCUAGAUUUCUUCGAAUCCAAUUGGCCAUUUUUUGCUGGUUUUGGAAGUCCAUGUGUUUUGGCCGCUUUCUUUUACUCUCCUCUUGUUAGCUAUGGGGUUAUGGCUAUACUAUUUCCAUUGUUUGUUCUGACCGCAACAGGCUCAGAAGCAGACAAAGUUAUUGCGUCUCAGAGAAAAAAGUGGAAUGGUGCUCGAUUGGGAAGGAUUCCUAUAUUCUUUUCUUCUGAUUAUUUAUCGUAA